CCAGGUGCGCGCACUGGGCUGUGGGCAACUUUUUCUGCGACUUUUUUGUGUCUGAAACAACGAACUGCCCAAUCUGACUGGGCAGUUCCCAAUUCCGAAUUCCAGUUUGUAGCGAACCCUUCUGUGAGCCUCACCGUACGCAUUAAGGGAAAGGUAGAUGCUUCGAACCCGGGGCGGCAUAAAACAGCAAAAAAAAAAUCAAAUGAUUCGUUGCCGAAAGCUGCUGGCCAGCGGGAAGAAAGUGUAUUUGACUUCCUGCUGCUGCUGCUGCUGCUAGGCCUGGAGGGUAUGUUACUGGUGGCGAAAGUGAGCUAGCAGGGGGGCCCGUAAUUUUGCGACUUUCCGGAUUUCUUUGGCCGAAACCGUGCCAGUUGACAGUUUGUUGGACAAAGCCGGCGCGACGGCACGUUGUGGUGGUGACAAUCGAGCGCGUUGUGUGAACCGGUGCGAGCUGAGAUAAUUCCGACCGAUACCGGCCCUUCGUUUGCAUAUAAACGAUUGAAGAGGAGCAGUGUUAUCAUAGUGCAGUUUCCUCGGCAGGUGUCUCCGGUCGUCGCAUCGCUGCAAGAACGCGCGGUUUGAGUGUUUCAUUUGGCGUCUGGAUCUCUGCCAGAAUGUUUCACCGUUCAGGCCGAUUGGUCACCCUACUGUCCAUCACGUUACUAAUUGUAGGAUGCGCGAUACACAUUUGUUACGCCGGUAAUGGUGAACUAAGUGAAGUACGGAUUGGCUUUGGAUCGUCAUUCAGUGCGCGGCGUGAUGUACGGUUUCAUCUCUACACACCGCUGAACACGGCCGAUGCUCACGUCUUUUCGAUCGAUACCGUUGACACGUUGAUGCGUUCCUUCUACAACUCCAGUCAUCCCGUGAGAAUCAUCAUACACGGUUGGUUCAACAACGCGACUUCGCUGGUUAUCCAGGGCAUCAAGGAUGCAUACCUUAGUGCCGGAAGUUACAACGUGAUUGGUGUCGAUUGGGGCACCGGUGCUAGUGAAUCGUACUUCCGCGCUUCACAGUACACGAUCGCCGUUGGACUGGUCGUAGCGGACCUCAUUAAUCAGCUCGUUCGCUCCAACAUGACCACCAUGGAACGGCUACACCUAGUGGGUCACAGCCUUGGAGCACAUAUUGCCGGUAACACAGGCCAUUCGCUCAAAACCGCUCAGCUACAGGUGAUCUAUGGGCUGGAUCCGGCAUCGAUCAAUUUCUUCCAAGAUGAACCGGAAACACGGCUCAGCCCGGAUGAUGCCGCGUACGUCGAAGUCAUUCACACCAAUACGCAGUUUUCGGGAUAUCCGGCACCGAUCGGACAUGUGGACUUUUACAUGAACUACGGCCGGAAGCAACCGGGCUGUAAGACGGAUGUUUGUAGCCACGGACGAUCGACGGAGUUCUUCAUGGAGUCACUUUCGAACACGACCAAAGGAUUCUGGGGUGUGGCGUGUGCGGAUUACAACGAAAUCAAGUCACGCUCCUGCUACAACAUUAAACAGCAAGCCCUGAUGGGCGGUGAGUAUCGGCAGAAGAAUGUAACGGCGGGCGUUUACACGGUGGAAACAUUGGCCGAAGCACCGUACGCGAUGGGUUACGUACACUAGACGCAGAAUUGGAUGAAAUAUAAACCAGAAAACUGA
This is a messenger RNA of Anopheles aquasalis, 1634 nucleotides long. RefSeq names its product pancreatic lipase-related protein 2-like. Gene Ontology annotation, biological process: lipid catabolic process. The record is from RefSeq and is a predicted model, not a curated record. NCBI's taxonomy places the organism in Eukaryota, Metazoa, Arthropoda, Insecta, Diptera, Culicidae. Gene Ontology annotation, molecular function: serine hydrolase activity; lipase activity.